Macadamia integrifolia is the source of this 923-nucleotide messenger RNA. RefSeq lists its product as uncharacterized. NCBI's taxonomy places the organism in Eukaryota, Viridiplantae, Streptophyta, Magnoliopsida, Proteales, Proteaceae. The transcript is spliced from 3 exons. Bases 259 to 750 code for a protein of 163 amino acids. The record is from RefSeq and is a predicted model, not a curated record.
ACAAAAGAAUAGCGCCCUCUCCCUCUGCUGCGUCCUCUCUUUUGCUCGGAGGCUGCCUACGAUUCUGGUCGUACGAAAGCAAGCCCUCUCCCUUUGUGUCCUCUCUUCUUCUCGGAGGAAUCAAACCGCACAAGUUGCAAGAAAUAUGAGACGUUUGGCAUUCUUUGUUGCCAUUGCUUGAAAGUUUUGGAUGUCCUAGAUAUCAAGUGUAUACCUGAUUCUUAUAUUUUGCGGAGAUGGACACGGGCAGCAAGAAGUAUGGUAGUGGAAGACCAUAAGGGGAAACAAGUUGUUGAAGAUGUGAAUUUAGACUGUACACAACGAUACAGAUAUCUUUCUCCUCAACUUGUGAAGAUAGCAUUACAAGCUUCAAAUUCAGCUGAAGGAUUCGCAUUGGUUAAGAAUGGGAUUAAAGAAUUAUGUCAACAACUUGAAAGUAUCAAUGUGUCUGAUGUUCCAAAGAAUCUUGUCCCUAAUGAGGUCUCUAAUAUAAACAAUGGACUAGUAUUAAAGCAAAAAAAUCCUCUCACUCAAAAAGGUAGUAGAAGGAAGAAGCCUUGGGUAGAAAAACAGGGGAAAAAAAGGAAAAGUGGAGGACCAAGUACUGAGUUAGCUGCAGAAUUUACAAUAAACAAUGUACCAGUGAGUUUCACAGAAGUUCUACAGGGAACAUUUGAUCAAGCUCUUUCUCAGUUUUCUUCCCAAACAUCGGCAUCAUCUAUUCUGCACCAAUACCAGGAAUGGGUUUAAGGACAUUAUUUGUCAUCUUUGAUUGUUGAUUUUGGUUGUUUAUUUUUGGAUAUUGAUUAAGGACAUCUAUUUUGCAUAGAACCAGUUUAGUUUAUUUAUUUAUUUAUUUUUUACUUACCUUUAUAUUGCUUUAGAUUUUGUCUUUUGAAAUCUAACAUUUUUAGAUUGUAGGU